UUGUUAAGUCAUUGCCAGAGGCUUUUUUUACAUGCCCCUAAAAACUCGUUUGAACACUUCGUGAUCAUUAGACAGAAAACAAGGCAGUGACGUGAGAAAAGAAAAAGAAGUGUUUCUUCGUUAUUCUUAAAAAAAACCAUUAGGCACAGCAAACAGCGCACUCCAAAAAUGCCCGAGGAAAAUGAUAAGGGAAGCCGAGCUAAAUCACAGUCUUCUAUUUCUUCUCGCAUAUCCAACGCCAUAGCCAACUUCUUCUACAGACUGGGCUUCAUUGUGGCAUCAAAUCCGUGGCGCACAAUCUUCUUUAGCCUGUUCACAGUUCUUCUCUGCAGUCUAGGCUUCUUUCGCUUCUACACAGAGCGUGAUCCCAUGAAGUUAUGGAUACCCAAAGACUCAAAGUUCCUGAAGGAUACACAAUGGCUGGUGAAAUCUUUUGAAGAGGGCUUUCGGAUGGAAUUUGCGCUGGUGACGGCGCCCAAUGUUCUGGAACCCGACGUUCUUCUGAAGCUUUUGGACAUAUCAGAAGCUGUUAGCAAUGUGAAUCCUCUCUUGCCCAACGGGACGCGAUUAGGAUGGCAGGAGAUUUGCUUCAAGGUUCCAUAUAUCGCAGAGUACACGAAGGAGGAGAAUCGACAAAAGAGACAAGUCAAUCUUCCCGAUGAUGAGGAUGGGAUUGAUUUCAACUUCAACGAUGACUUCUUCAACACCCUGGACAACAAUGCUCCUGUGACAAAAACACCUCAAAGAAAAUUCAAUCCCAGUGUCGAUUUGUCUCCACAGAUUUACUGCCCACUGAUAAAUGCACUGCCGCAGGGAUGCUAUCAGCAGAAUCUCCUGGAGUUGUGGAAGUUCGAUAGGGAGAAGAUCGCCAGUCUCUCGCGGGAGGAGAUUCUCACGGCUGUGAAUAUGGCUACUGUGAGUCCCUUCACCGGGCACUUUACCAACUUCUCAGAGUUUCUUGGAGGCGUUGAAAGAAACAGUUCAGGACACAUUGUAAGCGCCAAAGGCAUAAUGAGCCGAUGGUUCCUCUACAUGAACUACCUCACGUUGAAUAUGGAGGAGCAAGGAAAUUUGGCCGGAACUGGUGAGUGGGCAACUGAAGAGACUCUCAUCUGGGAGGAGGAACUCAUCAGAGUGCUGGACCAGUUGGACAAAAAUCUCACUUCUGAUGACUUUGCUCUGUACUACAUGACGGAGAAGAGCUUUGGCGAAAUCAGUGGCGCUACGAUGUUUCAAGACAUCGACAAGCUGAUGAUCGGGAUGAUCAUCGUCUAUGUCUACAUGCAGAGCGUCCUGUCCAAGUUUAACUGGAUCGAGCUGAGGCUGAUGCUAGGCAGCAUGGGUCUCCUCAGCGUGGGAAUGGCCGUCGUGUCUGGCUGUGGCAUUUGCUUUGUGCUGCAGGUGCCAUACGGUCCCGUUCACACAUCUUUGCCGUUUCUGCUUCUGGGACUCGGCGUGGAUGACAUGUUUGUCAUGAUGGCGUGCUGGCGGAAAGUGCAAAAGAUGGAGAACUCCAAGGAACUCACUCUACCUGAUCGCAUAGGCCUCAUGCUGCGUCACGCAGGAGCCUCAAUCACCGUCACAUCCUUGACAGACAUCGUAGCCUUCCUCGUGGGCUCCACCACGGUUCUGCCUUCUUUGCAGUCCUUUUGUAUUUACACAUCAGUGGGAAUUCUUAUGACUUAUAUCUACGCAGUUACCUUCUUCGUAGCGAUCUUCACACUCGAUGAGCGCCGAAUUACUGCCCGCCGAAAUGCAAUACUGCCCUGUAUCGUUCAUCCUCCGGAGAGAGAGAAGCUGUGGUGCGACCAGCGACUAAUGCAACGCAGCAUUAAAGCCAUCUAUUCUCGCUUUAUCCUCACAAAGCCCGGAAAGAUUGUGGUGCUGAUGACUGUGAUCGGGCUGACAGGACUUUCUGGUGAGAGUCUGAUGCGGCUAGAACAGCGCUUCGAUCCCAUGUGGUUUGUACCGAGUGAAACGCACCUGGGAAAAUUCAUACCACAAAGAGACACACUAUUCCCCACGAUGGGCUACGAAGGCGGCGUGUUUGUGGGCCAAGUGAACUACAGUGCUGACUUCGGAAGCAUCUUUGCCAUGAGCAAUACCAUCAAGAAUGAAUCAGAGAUACUAUACAACGUCAAUUCCUGGGUCGAUGGCCUAUACAAAUUCGUCCAAAUGUACUAUAACAAGGAUCUCUUCGUCGAUUACGUUUCGGACUACGAGUGGAGAUUAUAUCUGUCCAAAUUUCUCUUCUCAAAUGAUGGAGGACGCUUUCAGGCAAACUUUCGCUUUCAACGGAAACUUGAGUGUGGUAAAAUAGCGCCUCCUAUAAAAGUAUCUUCAAUCGACUUUCAAUUUCAAAAGUUCCACUCUCGAGAUGAGUAUGUUCCGGCCAUGCGACGAAUCUUGACAAUAGCCGCUGAGACAAAUCUAACAACCGGCGACAAGUUUGCCACCGCCUGGUCUAAGAUGUUUGGCAAUUGGAUCACCGACGAGAUCAUUGACGAGGAAGUGCUGAGAAACAUCACUCUGGCUCUCGUCUGCGUCAUGAUUUGCACCGCAGUCCUCAUCGUCAAUCUCCAGAUUUGCUUCUGGAUCUUCAUCUGCGUCCUCCUGACUCUCGUCAAUGUCUGUGGCUUCAUGCAGCGUUGGGGUCUCACCAUAGAUCUCGUGAGUUGCAUCGGAUUGCAGCUGGCGGUGGGUCUCUGCGUGGACUAUGCCGCUCACAUUGGCCAUAGCUUCCUUACAGUCACCGGAACGAGGAACCAACGCGCCCUCAGCACACUGAUGCACAUAGGCGAAGCUGUACUUUAUGGCGGAGGAUCCACUUUGCUCGCCUUGUCUUUGUUGGCCACAUCUAAGGCCUACAUCUUCACGUCAUUUUUUAAAAUCUUCCUUUUGGUCAUUCUUUUUGGCCUCUUUCACGGUAUCGUUUUCCUACCCGUUAUCCUCAGUAUUGUAGGUCCUCCUCCCUACGCCCAACCUCUGCGUCCAACCGCGGCAAACGGAUCUUACGUGGGAGAAGAAAUGAACUCGAUGAUCAAGAGUCAGCAGCGACUAGAAACUCCUGACGAAAGUGCCCAACUCAGAACUCCAGAAUAAGAUUACAAGGUGUGGGAAUAGAACAAAGAAUCUGCGAUAUUAGGGGAAUUUUUUUUUAGUGAUAAGAAUGCCUUUUGUUCAAUAUAUAGAGAAUAAAUUAACGAUGAGGAUACUUGUGUGAGACAUAUAAAAGCUUUUCCUCCAUCUACUGCUCCCUCAUUGCCUGCAAAGAUAAUGCAUUUGUU
This is a messenger RNA of Phlebotomus argentipes, 3287 nucleotides long. Its product is annotated as protein patched homolog 2-like. The record is from RefSeq and is a predicted model, not a curated record. Gene Ontology annotation, cellular component: membrane. Lineage: Eukaryota; Metazoa; Arthropoda; Insecta; Diptera; Psychodidae. The transcript has 4 exons. Bases 169 to 3102 code for a protein of 977 amino acids.